AUGCGCGGUUCCYGCGGACUCCCAGAUACUGUUGUUGGGUUGGAGGAGCCUCUUGAAGAAUUGAAGUCGGAGUUGUUUCGAGAUGGUGUGAAGGUGCUUGGCAAAUUCAGGAAGAAGAUCUUCUUUUUAAGGGUUUCAAACUCGCCUGAGACAAAGAAUCUCAUAAAGGAUGUUUUCAAAGAUAUUGCAAGCAAUUCACUAGGAGACUUCAAAGAUGAUGAAAAUGCAGUUAAUCGACUAGGGGAACAGUUGAGCCAGCAAAAACAAGAACACAUGCAAUUGGUUCUAGAUGAUGUUUGGUCAGACUCAGACAUUGAGAAACUGAAGCCUGCUUUUAACACAGUGACUUACAAGAUGUUCAAGAUGUUGAUAACAUCAAGAACAGAAUUGAAAGAGUUUGAUUCUGUAUAUAAAGUGAAAACACUAAGCCACAGAAAUUCAAUUAAACUCUUCUGUCAAUUGGCAGCCGAAAAUGGAAGCCUGAAGGUUGAUGAUGAUCUUGUAGAAAAGGUUGUGAAAGGUUGCAAGGGAUUGCCCUUGGUUCUUAACGUGAUCGCUAAGUCACUAAGAAGGGAAGAACCAAAGAUAUGGGAAAUGACAGAGAGCAUACUUUCGAAAAGUAGCUCUAAAUCAAUUUUCGAUCAUCAUUCCGUUCUACAAGAUCGCCUAGCACCAAGUAUAGAACUCCUCGAUGUCAAUCUUCGAGAAAGUUUUAUGGACUUGGGUUGCUUUCCUGAGGACCGAAAAAUCCCUGCCUCUGUUCUUCUGGAUAUUUGGGUUGAGCUCUACAAGCUUGAUGGUGAAAAUGAUGCCUAUGACAUACUCAAGAAACUUUCCAACCGAAACUUUGUAAAUUUUGUUGGAGCUGCAAGGGAAGAUGCAGGGGAGAUUGGUGGUAACUUAGAUGAGCUAUUCGUGAUUCAACUUGAUCUUCUCAGAGAAUUGGCCAUCUACCGAAGCCUGAAGGAAGGAGACAUAAGGCAGAGUGAAAUAUGUCCCUUAGAAUGGUGCAAUAUGCAAUUUCCGGAAGCCAAAGUUCUUCUGGACUUCUUGGGGAGGGACUAUAAACUACCUCCAUUCAUCAAGAAAAUGGAGAAGCUUAGAACUCUGAUCAUUGCAAACCAGGGAAGCAGAAAAGCCCAACUCACUGGAUGGCAAGCACUUAGUAAUCUAGCUCAACUAAAGAGAUUCAGGAAUUGCACCACUGUGAUCUCUGAAAUGUUGCCAAAUCUCACUGAGAUCAACAUAGAUUACUGCAAUGAUCUGAAGAAAUUGCCACCAGGGAUUGGCAAUGUUGCCCAUCUGAAAAAGCUUAGCAUUACCAAUUGUCAUGAUUUAUCUGCACUACCUGAAGAGAUUGGAGAUCUCACAGAACUGGAGGUGUUAAGGUUGCAUGCAUGUACAGGACUGCUACAAUUACCAGACUCGAUUCAGAAACUCAAGAAGUUAAGGUUCCUUGAUGUAUCGGAUUGCUUAAAUAUGAAGAAGUUCCCUGAAACGUUAGAUGAGUUAAGGGGUUUUGAAAAAGCUUGGCAUGAGGCGAUGCUCAAGUAUGAAGGAACUGCCAGAAUCAGCUAA
Nelumbo nucifera (sacred lotus) is the source of this 1578-nucleotide messenger RNA. Lineage: Eukaryota; Viridiplantae; Streptophyta; Magnoliopsida; Proteales; Nelumbonaceae. The record is from RefSeq and is a predicted model, not a curated record.